CUAUACAGAAUAAUUUAUCCUGUGUCGUGUGGGCUCUGCACGUAAUAAUCUCUUGUGAAUUGAACGUAAAUUUUGAUCGCUUCUGCUGUUCAAAUAACGCAAUCCCACUCUGCUCAAACAGAGACGCCCAGCCUUCUAUGUCUUUCAGGCCAGUAGAAAGCCGAAAUGAAGAAGGCGAGCUUUCGUCGUCAUUAUCAUCAAAUCUCUGCUUUCUAUGUACCAUUUCUGCUUCUGCUGAGCGGAUUAGCUGAACCCUUUACUUCUGCCGCGUUGGGACAGUUCUGUAAGACCGGCUUUGUUACAAAACGCGGCAUGGUGGGGCGGUGCACCGAGAUCAGUCGAUUCACACUGUCCGAUCCCAAAUCUAGGGGGACGGGACUGCCAUUCAACAGAUACGCGUGGCUAACGAUGCAUAGUUCGUUCACAUGGGUCGAUCGGAAUUCGGUCAAGAGUGCAUACAAACAAGCUUCCAUUACCAGCCAGCUCAAAUUAAAUGGUGUCAGAGGUUUAAUACUGGAUAUGUAUGACUUUCAAAAUGAAAUUUGGCUCUGCCGCUCCAGUAGUGUUUACUGUAAUAAGUUCACUGCAGUUAACCCAGUCAUUGAUGUGCUCAAAGAAAUCCAAGCAUUCUUAGAAGAAAAUUAUUCAGAAGUCAUUACUAUAUUCAUUCAUGACCAUGUUGAAUCCCCUGGCGGCCUCACUAAAGUCUUCACAUCUUCUGGCCUCAUGAAGUACUGGUUUCCUGUAUCCGGUAUGCCAAAUAAUGAUGGCGAUUGGCCAUUACUCAGUGACAUGAUAAACAAUAACCAACGUUUGAUCGUCUUUACUUCAAAUUCAACAAAAGAAGCUUCAGAAGGCAUUGCAUAUCAGCAGAGAUAUGUAGAACAAUAUAAAGAUCAAGGUGUGAGACCAAUUUUUUGCUCUACUCGAGCAGAACCAUCCCCCUUGAAUGGCACAUCAAGAUCACUUGUUCUCAUGGAAUAUUUUUCAGAGCCUGUAGAAAUUUGUCAGGGGAGUUUACGUUCUAGUCAUAGUUUGCCGGGAAAUCGAUGGCCUAACUUCGUAGCUUCGGAUUUCGAUAAGCUGCAGAAAAGCGAUUUAGGUGAAGCUUCUCAGAUUACAAAUGAGGCCAAUGGACACCUAAUUUGUGGAUGCAAUGAUAUUGCUUAUUGCAAGAAUAAUGGCACAUUUGGCUCUUGCUCUCUGCUGCAUAAGGCUGAUGAUAAGGCAAGUUCUUCAGUGGGUCAGAUGUCUUAUGAAGAUAGCUUGCUAUGGAUGGUUGCAUUGGCUAUGGCCUUCCUUUUGGGCAGCUUCUAGUCAUAAAAUGCAAGACAAGCUUUUUUUUUUCUUGGAGUGCUAAUUUUAUCUUUGUUUUUAAUAAUAUGCUUUGAUCUAUUGUAACAUUAAAGUUUUAAUAGUUAUAAAAUAAAGAGAGACAAUUUAGGCA
Molecule: messenger RNA, 1447 nt
Organism: Dendrobium catenatum
Lineage: Eukaryota; Viridiplantae; Streptophyta; Magnoliopsida; Asparagales; Orchidaceae
Product: PI-PLC X domain-containing protein At5g67130-like
Exons: 8
Coding region: 166-1317 (383 amino acids)
Biological process (GO): lipid metabolic process
Molecular function (GO): phosphoric diester hydrolase activity
Source: RefSeq, a predicted model, not a curated record